This is a messenger RNA of Neodiprion virginianus, 3102 nucleotides long. It is a transcript of the gene AdipoR, whose product is annotated as adiponectin receptor protein. Gene Ontology annotation, cellular component: plasma membrane. The record is from RefSeq and is a predicted model, not a curated record. Gene Ontology annotation, molecular function: signaling receptor activity. The transcript has 7 exons. Gene Ontology annotation, biological process: adiponectin-activated signaling pathway. The coding region runs from base 327 to 1538 and encodes 403 amino acids. Lineage: Eukaryota; Metazoa; Arthropoda; Insecta; Hymenoptera; Diprionidae.
CGACACUCUCGACUGCUUUCGACAGUCGACUGGCAGUGGUCAGUAGAGACCCGUAUUGUGUGUCGUGCAAUAGCGCGAUUUGUUAUUACUUUCACGUCGUACUUAUCGGAUGAUUGCGUUUCGGAAUAAUUAGAAGAGCUAUUUGUGAGCAACCUAAUUUGGACAGAUGGGAAAAUUUCGCAUGUGAAAAAUCAAGGUGAGUUGAACGAGUUUUCUUCCGCCAGAAAUCGUCAGCAAUUACAUAGAUCGUUAGGAGUAUGUACAGCUACCAUAGUUCGUACCACAGCAACCAAAUAUCGCAGCAAUAGAAUAUUCUCAUCAUAAAAAUGUCCACAUUUGAGGAUAUGAUUGUGGAGGACAGAGGAGACUUAGCUUCAGGAGGCGAGUCAAUAGUCCGUCAUCGUAUUCCAUGGAGCGAUCGAGUUUCCUUAAACAGCGAUAUACCGGGCUUGCACGAAGUGAACGACCUAUUAGAUGACGAUGAUGCUAGUUGCCUUGGUGAGGAAGAAGAUGGUGUUGGCUGUCCUCUACCUUCUACACCAGAAGAUGACCAUCUGUUAGAUUGCGAGAUGACAGAGGUACUAAAAGCUGGGGUACUGAGCGAUGAAAUAGACCUGGGAGCUUUAGCUCAUAAUGCAGCUGAACAGGCCGAAGAAUUUGUCCGUAAAGUUUGGGAAGCAUCGUGGAAACAAUGCCAUUUCCGAAACUUGCCUAGAUGGCUGCAGGAUAAUGAUUUUCUACACGCUGGACACAGACCACCUUUGCCAUCCUUCUAUGCUUGUUUCAAGAGCAUCUUCCGUAUUCAUACUGAAACUGGCAAUAUAUGGACCCAUUUGCUAGGAUGUGUAGCAUUCAUAGGAAUAGCAAUUUUCUUUUUAACCCAACCACCCGUCGAAAUACAAUUAGAAGAAAAAUUGGUGUUUGCUGCAUUUUUUGCUGGAGCUAUAGUGUGUCUGGGAAUGUCUUUUGCCUUUCACACGGUCCACUGCCACAGUGAAUGUGUAGGAAAGUUGUUUUCAAAACUGGAUUACUGCGGCAUUGCUAUGCUGAUAAUGGGCAGUUUUGUUCCAUGGUUAUAUUACGGAUUCUACUGUGAUUAUCAACCAAAAUUGAUAUACCUAUCAGUUGUUGUUGUCCUCGGCAUUACUAGUAUCGUUGUUUCCCUUUGGGAAAAAUUCAGCGAGCCAAGUUAUAGACCACUUCGAGCAGGAGUUUUCAUGGGCUUUGGCCUCAGUGGGGUGAUACCAGCUGUUCAUUACGCCAUUGCUGAGGGCUGGUUUAAAGCGAUAAGUCAAGCAUCUCUGGGAUGGUUGAUUCUUAUGGGGUGCCUUUAUAUCUUGGGAGCCAUGUUUUACGCAUGGCGUGUCCCAGAAAGAUUUUUCCCAGGAAAAUUUGAUAUUUGGUUUCAGAGUCACCAAAUCUUCCAUGUGCUUGUUAUAGCCGCAGCGUUUGUUCAUUACCAUGGGAUAACAGAAAUGGCAAUGUAUCGAAUGACAGUUGGUGAAUGCGCUGAUCCAUCCCAAGCAAUAGUGUUUUAAUUGAUUUAUCUUUAGAGCUUUAUCGUUCGCUUUUAAUGCACGCUCGAAUAUUCAUAUGCAGUGUUUUGAAACUAUCCUAAUGAAUAUUUUUCUCUUCCUCUUAUCAUUUUCCAAUUUUCUUUUCUUGUGAACGAGCGUGUGGUGCAAAGUUUCUAAUUUAACAAGUCAAACAUUGUUUUACACUAGAUCUGGUACCUCAAAUGUUUGGUAAGAGUGCUAUUGACAUUUUCCAAUGACAAGGGAAGUCCGUUAUAUCUGAAUCAAUAUUAUUGUACAAAAUUGCACAAACUGAACAGUAUACGACGUUUUUUGCUUAUUAAUUUUUUAAAUUUCAAAGAAAUUUUACUCCCAAAUUUAUUUUUUGACGGAUGCCAUUUCGUUAUUUUGAUGUAAAUUUUGAUGAAUAAUGUUUCUCGGAAGGAUUUUUUACACAAGCCGUUUUCUCAUAAGGUGAAAUAAAUUAUCCAAAAGUACUACCGAAUAUUCUUUAUAAUACGUAGUUAUCUACAUCUUUACAGUUUUUUUAAGAUAUAAACGUUGUACCCGUUUGUGAAGAUGUGAGAAAUUUUUAUUGCUCUUUAAUAAAUGAUGUUUCCAGAUCUUUAAAACACAUUGCGUUGGCUGUCACAUACUACGGAAUAAUAUUACCGAUGAUUUGUUCCCAAAGGUUAAUCUUAAAUACCAGAGCACGGGAUUUAAGCCAUUAGUUACUUAAGUAAUCGAUUCCAUGUAAUUAACCGAAAUGUUACAAAAGAUAUCGAGCAAAAAUUGGAAUUGUUAUUCUAGGAACUAUUCUAUCCGCCUUUGGUAAUAUAGCAAUUUAGUUGAUUCUUAGUACAAUUUAGGUUUUCAUUAAGUCACUACUGCUACCAAUGUUAUGUUUCUAGUAAUAUGUGUUAUCAUUGUCAUUAUUAAGUAGAAACUGCUUAAUUUGAAUUUUUAUGAUUAUUUAAUUUUAAUUAUUGCGAUGUAGAUCAUAAUGCUGAGAUAUUAAAUUAUUAUCGAAGUUGAAAUAUUGAUGAACUAUUUUUAAAUGCUUUAAGUGGGAACUGUGGGUGAUGAAUAAUAAUAUACGACCAAUAUGAUAAUUGUUAAUUAUUGAAUUAUAUUCUACGAAAUUUUUGGACUGAUAAUAUGUAUAAAAGAUUUCAUCCCUUUCGUUGAUAACAUUAUGAGUACAAUCGUGUCUUGAAUAUUAAGAUGCAACCGGUCGACAAAGCAUAACUAACAAUUUGCUAAUAAUGGUGUAAAUCAAACUCAGAAAAAUAUAUAUUACUAACGUCCCAGAAUCGAAUACAUGUACUAUGUUUACGUCACUAAUUACAUUUUUCACCUCAGUUCUACAACAAUAGUACCACAUAUUCAUAAACGAUGAAAUGUAAGAAUACUGAAACAAAUUUUUUAUGUUUUCCAGAAAGUUUCAUGUAUCUUCCACUUGAAUAAUUCUUAUUACAAAUAUCGCUAGCUCUGCAAACAAAUUCUGGGCUCUAUUUUCUUGUAUACUUAGAAUUUUUAAUAUUUAUAACUGAAUAAAUGAUGUUGCAAAUUUUUUACACAAACGAAA